This is a messenger RNA of Phalacrocorax carbo (great cormorant), 7420 nucleotides long. The record is from RefSeq and is a predicted model, not a curated record. Lineage: Eukaryota; Metazoa; Chordata; Aves; Suliformes; Phalacrocoracidae.
GCGGCGCGGGGGGGCGAUCGCUGCGCGCUUCGAGUCUGAGGGAAAAAAGCCUCUAAGGGCGGCGUUUUGCCGCUCGGGACGGCGUAAGGCACCCCCCUGCCUUGUCUUGCCUGGCUAAACGCCCUCCAGCGCCCUUCUGGAGGGAGCUGUGGGAGGGUGACCGCGGCAGGUUGGCGGUGCAGCCUUCCAGGUAGCUGGCUAAGGGGGCAGAAAUAGGCUUUUCAGCCCCCUCGGCGGUAUUUAUGCCUGUAAUCAUGGUGGGGAGGCAAUGCCUGUCGCUUUUCCGAGUGCCACCCCAAAGUCUGUCCCUUCAUUCAAGUGGAGAGGUGGUUAAAGCGUGGUUGCUGCUGCAGUUCUGUGCAUGGGCUCGCAGCGUGGGCAGCCUUGUUACUGUCUGUCGUCGAAUGAAGAAUGCCCUGAGCUGGGAGGGACCCACAAGGACCAUCGAGCCCAGCUCCUGUCCCACCACAGGACACCCCAAAUUCACACCAGGUCUCUGAGGGCCGUGUCCAAGGGCUUCUGGAAUAUCGCCAGGCUGGUGCCGCAAUGCCUCCCUGGGGAGCCUGUGCCAGGGCCCCACCACCCUCUGGGGGCAGGACCUUUCCCUAAUGCCCAGCCUCACCCUCCCCUGGCACAUCUCCCUGCCAUUCCCUCGGGGCCUGGCGUUGGGCACCAGAGAGCAGAGACCAGCCCUGCCCCUCCUCCUGCCCUCGGGAGGGGGCUGCAGAGCGCCAUGAGGCUGCCCUCGGCCUCCUCUGCUCCAGCUGAACAAACCCAGGGACUCCAGCCGCUCCUCGUACGGUUUCCCCUCUAAACCCCUCACCAACUCCGUGGCCUCCUCUGGACACUCUCCAGUACCUUUAUACCCUCAGUGUCCUGCGGCACCCAACCCUGCCCACAGCGCUCGGGGUGAGGCCGCCCCAGCGCGGGGCAGAGCGGGACAAUCCCCCCCUCGCCCGGCUGCGAUGCAGGGCUCGGUGCCCCCCGGGGCACGGCUGGCCUCUGGGCUGCCAGGGCACACUUUAUCUCUAGUGAUUUCCCAAGACUUCAUGGUAUAAGGCAGAGUGCAAAUGCAGAGCUUUUCGAGUCCCAAAGGGUUCACAGCAUCUCUGAGACCAGAAGAAGCCUUCCAACAAACACAGAGGAGGUCUUGCAUUUUUAGCCUUGUUUCUAUAUUAAAACUACAAGAGAAUGAGACGAAAUGGUUUUAAGCUGCGUCAGAGGAGGUUUAGACUGGAUAUUAGGCAAAAUUUCUUCACUGACAGAGUGGUCAGACAUUGGCACAGGCUGCCCAGAGAGGUGGGGAGUCACCGUCCCUGGAGGCAUUCAAAAAACAUGUAAACGCGACACUUCAGGGCAUGAUUUAGGAGGCCUGGGUGUGUUGGUUUGGGGUUGGACUUGAUGAUCCUAGAGGUCUUUUCCAACCUUAAUGAUUCUAUGAUUCUAAAUAAAAAUACCAUUGAAGUAUAACAUCACUGCAGAAGAACUGCAGGUGCUGGGGUGGGGUGGGAGGAUAUUCCUGGCAGGUGAAUCCCAGUGCCCUGGGGAGCUCUAUUUCAACCCAUAAGCCUUUGGUUGAGGGGAAAGAUCAGUCCACGUAGGGUAAUUUUCAGGAUCAACGCAUAACUGUGGUGAUUUCCAGACCUUUUGCGGUGUUUUGACCAUUCAACAUUAAUGCUACUGAACACAAUUUGAUAUCUGCAAGUUGACCACCACCCUGUGCAAUGCCAAGGCUUUUCAUAACUGCAGUCGCUGCAGUUUCCUCAAAUGGUGGCUCCUUGCCAUCACAGACAAGGCUGCUCGCUGCAGGGGAAGGGCGAAUAUUGCGUAACUAUAUUAAUGUACUGAAACAAUGCACCUGAAUGCUAAGCUCAGGCAAUAAAAUACUUCUCUUUUCCUAAUUACUAAGCCUUUCCUCUUCAAGCGCAUUGUUGUUUUUCAGCAGUGUAAGCUUACAGGGCUGAGUACAAUAGGAGAACUGUGUUGGAUAAAUAGGAGGUUUUCCCUCCGGAAGGGCCUGCAGUUCAGGAGCACAAGCUGGAACGGCACAGGACAACACGGAAUGGUACAAUGCUGAAAUGGCAUGCUCUGUGGCUGCUGUUAAGUGCAAGGCACCACAGAACAGAUGGGUUUCAAGGAGUAUCUUGGAAGAAGAGAGGGAGAGAGCUUUGCAUGCAUUAAAAUAAAGUCUGUUCUGGGUGAAACAAAGAGCAGUGCCAGUUCUAGGGUUUCACACUUUCUUUAGUUCUUGCAUCAUAAAUCUAAUGUCUCUCAGAAUGCCUUGUAGAAGAAUAGUUUCUUGGGACACAAUUUCACGUAUUUAUAAUGUUUACAUAUUUAUUAUGGUUAUUACUGUUCCAAUUUGCUAAUGUGUUUUCUGUGAGUGUUUGUACACCAGCACCACCAGAGUAGACAGAUGAUGUUAACAUGGCAGUGCUCUAAUCAUAGCACGCUACAAUUUUGUAAUUUUUUUUCCUGAAUUAUAAAAUAUCCCAAGAAUUAAUUCUGGUCUCACUCUGUAAAGGAGUGUCAGCUGAGUUCCACUGGCAUGGACCACUACUGGGCUCUGCUCUUACACACCAGACACUUGCCAGUAUUUGUCUGGCAGAUCCAUCAGAGCCGUUGCAUGGCAGAGAACUCCGAGCUGCUCCCACAUGGCAUAUGCAUUAUGCUGCUGCCGGACAUGUAGAAAUCCUGGGCAAGUACAGAAGAGAGCGGGAGGUCAGUUAAUGAGGCGUAAAAGCAUUAGGGUUGGCAGUUUUGUAUGUACAGUCCGUCUGUCUGCUGUCUGCAAAAUCCCAGUGGGAGAUUUCGCUUACAAGCAGGAAGGAACAAUGCCAUAAACAUCGAAUGAUAUAUGCUUAUUAAAAACCAAGUGAACACCCAGGCUUAAGGUACCUUAGUGUGAAAACAGUUCACAAGUGCAGGGAAAAAGCCCUGAGCUCCAUCCUGCUCACUGUAACUAAGACAAAGGGGAGAAGGUGCAACUUGCAAAGACAGCUCAAGAAAAUGCGUCCGCGCAGAUUCACAUCUGUGUUAUCCCAGUUGUGCAGGUCCCUCUGCAAUAUUUACAACGACAUUUACUCCUUGCACGUGUCAGGGACUAGAAACUUGUCUCAACGUGGUUGGCAGGCAAGUUUCACUACUAAAGCCUGAUCACUCUGCAGCUGGGCGGAACAAUUUAAUCACCAAGGUCAACCCGGCAGGAAUGUGCACCCCGUUAUCUCGGAGUACUCGUCCUCUGCGCAUACGCCCGGGCCCAAGGCCGACUGGCAACAUACGGAGGGGGGGCUCGGACCCUCUGGAACUUUCAAGCACCCUCCAGUAACAGCACUGGGCCUGCGCCCCACUGCCGAGUGGGAGGCAAGGGUAUGCAGAACAGUUACUGACUAUGCAAGAGAGCAACCUUAUAAAAGGGGAAGCCAGCGGAGACAACUGGGAUGCGUUCUGGAACAUCCCCCCCUCCACCGGCUUCAAGGAUGCAUCGGAUGCCCGGAAUCCCCGCCUGGACCGGACAGACUGCCGCAGAUCCGUGGUGAUAGCUAUCGCAACAGUCCCACUCUCUCCUUCCCUCUCUCCCUCUCAUUCCCUUUUUCACCUUUUUUUAACUCUUUCUUUGCUUUUCUCUCCUGUGUCUAUUUCUGGCCAAAUAAAGCAACUUGGCACUUGACUCCAUUUUGAGUCUUAAUUCUGUUCCUGAGAAGGUAACAGGAACCUAGUCAUGGUAAAACAUUGGAGUUAAUCAGAAGUUAAGCUCAGCCGCCCCCAACCUCCCAGAAUUACCUGAGGUCGGUUGGAAAGCAAGGGGGUUUAACCUCUGCCAAAUUGUUAACCCAACAGUGGAUCGUGACAGCGCGUCACUAUUUCUCUCUCUUUGCCUGCAGUAGCAGGAUCUGGGGCCAUCUUCCAUUUGCAAGUCCCCCAAAUUGUUACGUACUGCCUGAAAUCUUCAGACAUUACCAGGACACCUCAGACCUUACCUGUAAACCUGGAAGUACAAGUAAUACUGAUGGUGCAGCUGAAAGACAACUUGACAAGUAAGAAGUUAAAGAAAAGGCUGGUGAGCCUGAGCAUUCAUUUGCCAUUUGUGUGGCCCUCAGGAGAACAAGACUUUAGGCCUAACAAAGAAUGGCCUUGAACUUGUAUCUACCAGCUGGUAACCCGCGAGAUCCUGUGGGAGGACGUGACAUCGGAUCCUGCCGAGUGGGCGCAACAGCAGUUGAAUGUGAAGAGCUGCCAUAAGGAAGCAAAGCAUCGUUGUUGUUUCUUUCAGUUCUCAGCAUAAAAGGAAGUACCACUUAAUAAAAGCCAUUGGCUGCAAGACUUCAUAAGAGAGAGAGAAGCGGAGAGAAAGAACAAGAACUGCGCUGUGGGAAAGCAGGUGUGAUUCAUGAAUAAACUAUAGUUUGCAACCCUAUGGGAUACUGAUGAAACAACUAUAAUUUUCACAGACAUGGAUAAUACAAGAACACAAGACACUUUUUCACAGUUAAACCAGGAAAAAAUCCUCAAAAUUAUGAACAUGGUGAAAAAUAAAGAAGUGAGCAUUGAAGGAGCUUUGCAUUUGGCACAGAAAGAGGUGUACGCUGAAAAGGAUUCUCAGGAUUUGCUAACUGGCUCACAAUUUAACUUCAGUAUCUACAAAUACAAACACUAUCGGUGGCAGAAACGAAUUUUGCAGAUUGAUUUCAACACAAAGACCAUUUUUAACAUUGAAAAAGGAACUAUUAAGAAACAAUUCCCUUUCUCACAAGUCAAAGCCUGCGACGAUACUGAAAGGAGGCGCUUCAGCAUUGUGUUUCAUGGGCGACAAGAUUACGAGCUGGAAGCAGUGUCUCUUGAUGAUAAAAGGAAGAUAACGUACCUUCUGAGCAGAGUUAUAUGGAGCAAUUCGUACAAGAGGCGAGCAGAGUCGUGCUCUGGAGCACCUGCAGAAUGUGACGUGAUACACGAAGGACUGCUGGAUUUGCGGCAAAAGACUUCUGCGUCCACUGAAUGGGUGAAGUACUUGGUACAACUACGUGAAGGAGAAUUGACUUUAUAUUGCAUAAGUCUGGGAGGAAAGAACAAGACUGCAGACCCUGUACCAAAUACAAUUAAUUUGUCAGGUGGUAAUGUGAGUGUCAGCAAGGAGAAUGGAUGCAGUACCUUUUCAGUUCAGACCAAAGAACACAAUUAUUUGUUUCGAAUACCCUUUACUGUCCAAAAUACCAGGACAGAGAAUGUUAGCAAGCUCCAGAAUGAGUGGGUGUCUCUCAUAGAAAGGUACUGCCAGCUGAGCAAGGGUGCCUCACUGCCUCAGGAGGGAUCUCAGGAAUGCACCUCCUCUGAAGCAGACUAUGAGGAUUUUACUGUACCUUUUAAUGAAGAGAAAGAGGAGGCCUUCCACUCCGGUGUGAGUUCCACAACAACUGGUCUGAACAAGCCUUCAAGCCCCCAGACAAAGCCUGAGGAGGGGGAAGCAGCCCCAGCAUCACCAUCUCUUCCGCUGCCCAUCAGUAAGGCAGAGGCACCGCCAGCCCCACCUGCAUUCCCACAGCCCUGCAGCCUCUCUCCAUCAACAAAGAGAACCAAAGCCUUUCACUGGGAUGUUGUCCCUUGGGAUAAGAUUCAAAAAUCUGUCUGGGGAUCAUGUGACCCAUGCAAGAAAAAAAUAGAUGUAUCCCGACUCUGUGAUCAGUUCCAGAUCCAGGACAUGGCAGUAUUUUCAGUCAACGAACCUUCAGUGAAUCAGCACAUCAUGUUAGAUCGAAAGGUUGCACAUAACUUCAACAUUUUUCUUAAAAGUUUCCAUAUAAAACCAAGUGAGCUGAAAGAAAAACUAUACAUUAUACAUGAAGAGAGUGGUGGACUUACGGAUGAGCAGAUCACAGCACUAAGAAGGUACAUGCCAACAGCAAAAGACACAGAAAGGUACCAGUCGUUCAAGGGGUCUCCUUCAGAGCUGCACGUGGUGGAUCAGUUUAUGCUAGAGAUGUGUAAAAUCCCCCACUUAGGCCAGAGGCUGGAUCUCCUGCUUACCCUGCGGGAGCUCCCUGCGAGCAUGAGAGACCUGGAGCCUCUAAUAAACCAGAAAAUCCAAGCGAGCAAGCAGCUGCAAUCCAGCCAGAAAUUUGUUGCUGUCUUGGAGUACAUUUUAGCCAUUGGGAACCAUUUAAAUGAAAAGGCUGGAAAAGAAAAGGCUAAAGGAUUUCGAUUGUCGUCUUUGACCAAAUUACCUCUGCUGCGGGGUAAGGAGAGGACGUUCACCUUGCUUCACGCCCUUGUGGAACAGAUCUCCUUACAUGAGCCUGAUUUGGCUACAUUUUCCCAGGAGUUGACAGAAUUUGAAGCUGCUCCUGACGCUUCCAUGAAGGGCCUCAGUGCUGAAGUUGAUGUUUUAAAAAAGGAAUUGGAAAACGUUAUUCAGUGCAGGCGGCUUAUUAAACCCAAGACAAUCAAGGCAACACCCCAGGAGUCACAGUUCUGCAAGGAACUAAAGGAUUUAAUUCAGAAAUAUGAAGGGGAGCUAUCCCAGCUGUCAAAAAGAUGUGAUGAAAUGAAGAAGCUUUAUAGCAACAUACUGGUGAAAUUUGGGGAGCCGCAAGACCUAGACUCUCAGGAACUCUUUGGAUGGAUAUCCUCAUUCAUUAGUGAGUUCAGGAAGGCCUGCGCUGAAGUCAUGACAUAAGGACAACACAAAUCUUAUGAAGAGACAAGCUCCAAGGCUCCGUGUGGAUGAUGUCUGUGGAAUCCUUCUUGAGCAGCCGACAGUUUCAUCCUGCAAACCUGUAGUCAUAAAAGUCAAAGCAUCGGGUGCGCCUUCUGUUUGUGGAAACUGCUACAAGUGGGAGCACUCCACCGGUAGCACCCUGCAAGAAUCGGUAAUAUUUUUACAUUUGUAAAAUGGACAUUUGGUUACUCGGUUUCCCCACAAAACCCACGAAGCUGACAUUUGGCGUAGUAUGAAAUGCAAAAGCUUAAUGAUGGCGUUAUGUGAGUAGCUUUGCUCAGUAAAAUCAGUCUCGAUGUUCAGUUGUGUGAAGUAAGGCUGCGGGUCCGGUGCUGGACUGAGUCUUUCACGACAGCUCAGCUGUGUAAGAGCCGCUCUCUCCCGAAGGAAAUAGAGAUCUCUCUUGAAAGUUGGUUUCCUUAAAAUGCACGCUACUGGUAGUACGUGCAGUACUUCAGCAAGGACAGGAGAGAGAAUUCCUCGAUCUCAUGUUAAACAUUAGUUGUCUCCAGCAAAAACGUGACCGAGAGAAGCCCCACGCUCCAGCAUUGGAGCUCCCCAUAGAAACCUCUGACUUCAUCCGCCUGCCCAGUGUUUCUGUGUAUUCAAAUCGCCCCCCAAAAAUGCUGUAAGAAAUGGCAGUCACAUAGGCAUGGGUCACGGAAUUGACUUGAGCUCCCAGGGAGGCCGGUGUUACAUGUGUACCAG